Messenger RNA from Enterobius vermicularis (human pinworm), 1425 nucleotides. The record is from the annotation of a GenBank genome assembly. NCBI's taxonomy places the organism in Eukaryota, Metazoa, Nematoda, Chromadorea, Rhabditida, Oxyuridae.
AUGCUUGAAAAAUGGAUUCAUGGCGAAAAAUUAGCAAAAGAUGCUCCACGGCAGGGCCUCGGAUGGGCUGUAACAGCGUUUUUUAUUGUAGCCGACCUGGUUGGAGGUGGUGUUGUAGCCAUGCCGGUAGCCUUCAUUAAAACAGGUUUUGAAGUAGGCAUAAUAUUGAUGAUUAUAAUCUUAAUAUUCUUAUCAUACACUGGUCAAUUACUUGGCGAAAACUGGGUUAUUAUGCGUGAAAGAUGGUCUGUCUACCAAGACCACUGCAGAAAACCGUAUCCCGAAAUGGCAUAUCGUAGCAUGGGAAAAAAAAUGAGAAUAGCAACAACAUUAUGUGUUCAUACGAACAAUUUUGGAACCACUGUUGUAUAUGUGUUGUUAGCAGCAAGAAUUCUCCACAAUUUUGUCGCUUAUUUUGGUGUGAACAUACACUUUUGUUAUAUGAUUCUGAUCUUAGGCACUGUUAUCUUGCCUGUAACAUUUCUGAAAUCUCCAGCUGACUUCUGGGGACUUGUAGUGAUUGCGAUGGUUUGUACUAUCGGUGCUGUAAUUUUGGUUAUUGUUAGCAUCGGUAUUGAUGCCGAAGAGUGCAUAAAAGAAGUUCAUUAUCCAAAAUUCGAUUUUUUACAAGCUUUUUUGAGUCUUGGAACGUUUGUUUUUGCCUUCAGUGGUCAUGUUGUAUUCCCAACAAUUCAGCAUGACAUGCGAGAUCCUCGGGACUUUAAUAAAUCUGCCAUUUUAGGAUUUAUAAUGGUCUCUUUACUGUAUGUCCCGUUAUCAAUAUUUGCGUUUAUAACAUAUGGUGACAGCAUGAAAGAUUCAGUUAUUGACUCGUUACAAACUACUUGGAUUCGAUAUACUGCUGAUUUAGCUAUUGGGCUUCACUGUGUUUUGACCCUAAUCAUCACGAUCAACCCAAUAAAUCAAGAAUUAGAAGAUUUUUUCAAAGCUCCACAUAGGUUCUGUAUACAACGAGUCCUCAUUCGAAGCGGUGUUUUUCUGGCAGUCUUAGGGGUAUCAUUGACUAUACCAAAUUUUGCGCCAGUAAUGGACAUUUUUGGUAGCGCUGUGAUACCACCAUGUUGUGUCUUUUUACCUAUUGUAUUCAACAUGUGGUUCAAAGCUGCCGAGUAUGACGAAAUUGAGAGGGAUUAUAGACGACCAACAGUGAUGCAGGUUAUUGAACGAACGCCAAGAGUAAAGCUUCUUUGGAAUUUUUUAAUUAUGGCGGUGGCGUUAGUUGGAUCACUGGUCAGCUUUUAUAUGGCAGUAGAAGACUUUGCGACAGUCACUUUUACGUACCCCUGUUAUGUACAACCGUUUUGCAACACCACCACUGAAACUUUAGGCGGUCAACUGGUUAAUUGCUGCGGCAAAAAUCGUAACGUUAGUGUUCACGGAGACCCAAUGGUUUGUCGAAUUUAG